Molecule: messenger RNA, 761 nt
Organism: Xenopus laevis (African clawed frog)
Lineage: Eukaryota; Metazoa; Chordata; Amphibia; Anura; Pipidae
Gene: tmem213.S
Product: transmembrane protein 213
Exons: 3
Coding region: 55-333 (92 amino acids)
Source: RefSeq, a predicted model, not a curated record
CCAGUGCGGGUGGGAAGGUGACAGUUCAUUAGAGAUACAGAGAAGAGACCAAGGAUGAAGCCAUUGACUGCGCUCGUGUUCCUGGGGCUCCUGGGUGCCUGUGACGUGGCAUCAGUAUCCGAAACAACGCCGGGGUCUAUAAACAGCCUCCUGCAAUGCCCUGACCAAGAUAUCUGCAGUGUGGCCAGUGUGUGCUGCGUCCCUGGAGUCGACAGUUACGGUUGGAUUGCUGCCGCCGUGGGGUGGAGUUUGUGGUUUCUCACGGUCAUUUUGUACUGCGUCGGAAAAGUUAUGAAUCUUCACCCAAAUGAGCCAAAGUACCAACUGGCGUAAAGCAGAAGCGACCCGAUCCUUCAACACAAGGACUUUCCUCCAACUGAUGAUGUUCUCCAACUUCCACCAGCCAGAAGCUUUUAUAUUGUAGGAACAUUGAAUGACCAAUGAAAAAUCCAAAUUUCACAGGAACUUUCAGGGAUGAGAAAUGUUUGGGGCAGGUGGUCUUUGCAGUUAUAGAAACAUUGGGGUAACAGUCACCCUGCUAUAGUUCCAGGGGUACCCAGGGUACAAAUAAACACUCACCCCAAAUCUUACCCUAACUGACCUUCAGACUGGGCCCCCUUAGCUCAUAACAAGUUACAGAUAUAUAGAAACAUUGGGGUAACAGUCACCCUGCUAUAGUUCCAGGGGUACCCAGGGUACAAAUAAGCACUCACCCCAAAUCUCCCCCUAACUGGCCUUCAGACUGGGCCCCCUUAGCUCAU